AUGGAACCUGAAUUCUCUCUUAACAGGUCUGAUGAUCUCUGUAAUGAUUCAGCAAAUGUGUCUGGUAUAAUAACAGUCACCAGUUCAUAUUUAAUAUGUAUUGUGGUUGGCUCUCUAUCAGUUCUGAUAAUGUGUGGAAAUCUUCUUGUAAUAGUCUCCAUCAUUUACUUCAAACAGCUCCACACUCCUACAAACUACCUCAUCCUCUCUCUGGCUGUGGCUGACCUGCUUGUUGGGGUUGUAGUUUUGCCUUUCAGCAUAAUACUGACUGUAACUUCAUGUUGGUAUCUUGAAGAUUUACUCUACAGAUAUUACGCAGUGUGUCAGCCUCUGAGCUACAGAACUAAAAUGAAUGUUCAUGUUAUUGUUGUCAUGAUCCUGUUGAGCUGGACUGUUUCUGCACUUCUUGGAAUUGGCAUCACAAUACGUGGAUUGAAUGAAGGGCAAUCAAAUAGGUGUGUUAUAUUUCAACAUACAAGUUCAGCAAUUAUGGGAAUUGUUUUUGCUUUUUAUAUCCCAGCUAUCAUAAUGUUCUCCAUCUAUCUAAAGAUUUUCAUUGUGGCACGGAGACAGGCACGCAGCAUCCAGAACACAACCUGUCAGAGCAGGUCUGGAGCAGCUGUCAGUAAGAGUGAGAGAAAGGCCACCAAAACUCUGGCUGUUGUUAUGGGAGUAUUCCUCAUCUGUUGUACUCCUUUCGUCCUUUGUAUCACUUUUUACUCUUUGAGUAAUUACACAAUACCAGUUCCUUUGAUUGAAACAUUUAAAUGGCUUGGAUGGCCGAACUCAAUGCUAAAUCCAUUGGUCUAUGGUUUCUUUUACCGCUGGUUUCGAUUAUCUUUCAGAAUGAUAAUUUCUGGGAAAAUAUUUCAAGGCCUAUCGUCUUGGUCUCUGAACACCUCCAUCCUGAUAAAGAAGGCUCACCAGCGGCUCUUCUUGAGGAAAAUUAAGAAAGCCCACCUGUCUCCUCAAAUCCUGGUGAACUUUUACCGCUGCACCAUCGAGAGCAUCCUUACCAGCUGCAUCACAGUCUGGUACGGUAACUGUUCCGUCGCAGACCGAAAGGCGCUGCAGAGGGUGGUGAAAACUGCCCAGCCCAUCUCUGGCUUACCACUCCCCACCAUCAAAGCUGUCCACAUCAAGCGGUGUCUGCGGAGGGCACGCAGCAUUGCCACAGCUGGGACAGAGGGACAGCUCCCACCCAGGCCACAAACUGUUUACCCUCCUCCCCUCCAGGAGGCGCUACAGGUCCCUGCGCUCCAGAACCAGCAGGUUCAGGAACAGCUUUUUCCCCUCAGCCAUCACCCUCUUGAACUCUACACAGAGGUGACCCACCUACUGUUCUGUAAUCUGCCCACAUUAAUGACUAUUUUUGACUAUUUAUGA
This is a messenger RNA of Centropristis striata (black sea bass), 1386 nucleotides long. Its product is annotated as trace amine-associated receptor 1-like. The record is from RefSeq and is a predicted model, not a curated record. Gene Ontology annotation, biological process: G protein-coupled receptor signaling pathway. The coding region runs from base 1 to 1386 and encodes 461 amino acids. Gene Ontology annotation, molecular function: 2-oxoglutarate-dependent dioxygenase activity; trace-amine receptor activity; methyltransferase activity. NCBI's taxonomy places the organism in Eukaryota, Metazoa, Chordata, Actinopteri, Perciformes, Serranidae. Gene Ontology annotation, cellular component: membrane. The transcript is spliced from 4 exons.